AUGCAAGAAGUAGUGAAAAAGGAGAUUAUUAAGUGGUUGGAUGACAGAGUCAUAUAUCCGAUCGCUGAUAGUAUGUGGGUAUGCCCUGUUCAAUGUGUGCCUAAGAAAUGGGGAAUGACUAUGGUCCCGAAUGAGAAAAAUGAGCUUGUUCCAAUUAGGGCGGUGACUGGAUGGAGAGUGUGUAUUGAUUACCAGAAAUUGAAUGCAUGGACUGAGAAGGACCAUUCUCCCGUGACUUUCAUGGAUCAGAUGUUCGAUAGACUUGUAGGAAAGGGGUGGUAUUGUUUUGAUGGUUAUUCGGAUUACAACCAAAUCUCUAUUGCAUCGGAAGAUCAAGAGACACAACCUUUACUUGUCUUUGUGGAACUUUUGCAUUCAAGAGGAUUCCAUUCGGGUUGUAUAAUGCACUGA
Molecule: messenger RNA, 411 nt
Organism: Solanum pennellii
Lineage: Eukaryota; Viridiplantae; Streptophyta; Magnoliopsida; Solanales; Solanaceae
Exons: 1
Coding region: 1-411 (136 amino acids)
Source: RefSeq, a predicted model, not a curated record